AUGAACAAACUAAUCGGAGAGAGGGACUACUCUGCGCAGGAGAUCUGCCAUAUCCUCCUGGGACUCCCUCUCCAAGAGGAUAGCCGAGUGGUCCAGAGUGUUGACUGUAGACCCCACGAGAGGCAUGCUCGCCCAAUCGACAUCACGGCUGAUGGCGAUAUCCAGGAGUCUCAGACAGCAUACGAGAGGUAUCUUCGGCGGCCUGCCUCAAUGGAUGACGUCUCCUACUUUGAGUUCCUGCAAGACUGGAACUUCAAGGCGCGGAAUCCGGCGAGGUGGGCGAUCUGGCAGCCUCCUGCAAUGCCCAGGGUGUUGUAUUAUUACCCCCGGUACAAGCCGGUCCGUUCCCAUCAGCAGUACUCUGACUUCUGCCGCGUCAAGCUGCUCCUGAACCACCCCCAUCGCCAGUCGGAACAAUUGCUCGAGGUUGAUGAUCUGCAGUUUGACAACUACACUUCCGCGUAUCAUUACUGUCUCGAGCACCACGACCACCAGGACGACCACUACGGUAUUGUCGACGAGCCCGAUCCGCUGCCGGAAGAGGAUGAAUUCGAGCGAGGGGAGGAUGCUGGGGACAUCACACUUGAGGAUUGGCAGGAGGUGGCCCGGCUGGUCCCCGACCUCCAACUUCCCGAAGAACUAGCCGACUUGCUUGGACGCCGAGACAUUGAUGUCAAUUGUGACUGGACACGACACAUUGGUCGCUACCGGCACGACCAGUUUGGUACCGGAGGUUACUGGGUGCAACUCCGUGGAGACGCUCCAGGUAAUUACGACGUGGAAGAGAUGCCUCUCGCAGCCCGUGACACGUUGAACACGCAGCAGCAGCAGGUAUACGACACGGUCAUGCGCCACUACAGAGCCAAGAACGAGAACCGUCAGCCUCCGCCCCUUCGUCUACAGAUCGACGGAGGAGGUGGGACUGGAACGUCGUACAUGGUGAAGGUCAUCUCUUCUCAUCUUCAGGCCGAGGCAGCUUCCUAUGGCCGAGUUUCCCCCAUUGUCAGGGCCGCCCCGACGGGCGUGGCGAGCAACCAGAUAGGGGGACAGACUCUGCAUUCCCUUCUGCGGCUCCCCGUCGACGGCAAUUACCGCUCGCUCUCCGAGACCCCGACGACCCUCAACGCCUUGCAGCGGGGGUUCAGGGGCAUCCACUACCUCGUGAUUGACGAGAAGAGCAUGCUCGGCCUCAAGACCCUCGCGUGGAUCGACCAGCGCCUACGAGAGGUGUUCCCGGAGAAUCGUGACGAGUUCUUCGGCGGCCUCAGCGUCAUCCUGAUCGGGGACUUCUUCCAGCUUCCCCCUGUUCUGAACAAGCCGCUGUACUCAACACGCGACGACCUAAAGGGCAUCGAGAUUGUCGGGCGUAAUGCUUACCUCUCAUUCGACAAGUCGGUGUUUCUGACCACAAUACAGCGGCAGCAGGGCGAAGACCAGGCCCCGUUUCGGCGGGCCUUGGAAGAACUGCGAAAAGCUGAUGUGUCAGUACCCUCCUGGGAGCUCCUCGCUUCGAGAUGCUCUGUCAAGCUCUCUCCCGAGGAGGUUGACAGCUUUGCUGAUGCGCUUCGCAUCUAUCCCACCAAGGCCCAGGUCGUCGAGUACAACCACCAACACAUGCUUGGCCUGGACAGCCCCGCCAUUCAGGUCGAGGCAAAGCAUGAGGGUGUUGGUGCGGAGAAGGUUGAAUCCUCAGAUGCCGGCAACUUGGCCAAGCGCUUGCCCUUGUGUGUUGGUUGCAGGGUGAUGCUGACGCGGAAUUUGUGGGCCGACGUCGGGCUCGUCAACGGCGCACAGGGCACAGUCUACGACAUAUCCUGGAAAGAAGGUACCGACGUGCUGCGAGACCCGUCCGAGGUCAUCAUGGUGGCCUUCGAUGACUACGACGGCCCGGGCUUCACGAUGCCGAACGGAGAGCCUCUCCGUAGUGGAGAGAAGCUGGCUGUUCCCAUCCUCCGAGUGCGGCAUGACUUCAUGGUCGGCGCCAACUCAUGUUCAAGAGAGCAGUUCCCGCUGUUGGUCAGCUAUGCGAUCACCGUCCACAAAUCACAGGGCAUCACCCUGGACAAGGUCGUCUGCGACAUCUCUGCGCCAGAGUUUGCUUCUGGCCUCUCCUACGUGGCCGUUUCGCGGGUGAAGACACUCGGCGGGCUGAUGUUAAUAAGCCGCCCACUCGACCGCAGCAGGAUCUACCGCGAGACACCAUCACCAGCUAUGGGGUUGAAGUUGUCCGAUCACGGUAUCAGGCAACUGCAGGCGUUAGAUGCUGUGGCGGGGGAGGUUCCCUCAGAGUCUAAUUGA
Molecule: messenger RNA, 2298 nt
Organism: Chaetomium globosum CBS 148.51
Lineage: Eukaryota; Fungi; Ascomycota; Sordariomycetes; Sordariales; Chaetomiaceae
Exons: 1
Coding region: 1-2298 (765 amino acids)
Biological process (GO): DNA repair; telomere maintenance
Molecular function (GO): DNA helicase activity
Source: RefSeq, a predicted model, not a curated record